Messenger RNA from Athene cunicularia (burrowing owl), 3864 nucleotides. It is a transcript of the gene VPS26B, whose product is annotated as VPS26, retromer complex component B. NCBI's taxonomy places the organism in Eukaryota, Metazoa, Chordata, Aves, Strigiformes, Strigidae. Gene Ontology annotation, cellular component: retromer complex; endosome. The transcript is spliced from 6 exons. The record is from RefSeq and is a predicted model, not a curated record. Bases 1 to 867 code for a protein of 288 amino acids. Gene Ontology annotation, biological process: retrograde transport, endosome to Golgi; intracellular protein transport.
AUGUGUCACAGGGUAGAUGGCUGUUCCACACUGGGUACCAGCGUCCUGACCACAAUCGCUGUGCCCCGCGUGGUCUCCGAACUCUACUAUGACCGAGGAAACCACCAUGAAUUCGUGUCUCUGGUGAAAGACCUGGCCCGUCCUGGUGAAUUCACUCAAUCUCAGACAUUUGACUUCGAAUUCACUCAUGUGGAAAAACCUUACGAGUCCUACACGGGGCAGAAUGUGAAGUUACGGUAUUUCCUCCGAGCAACUGUCAGCCGCAGACUGAACGAUGUGGUGAAGGAGAUGGACAUAGUUGUGCACACCCUGAGCACCUACCCAGAGCUCAACUCCUCUAUUAAGAUGGAGGUGGGGAUUGAGGAUUGCCUACACAUCGAGUUCGAGUAUAACAAGUCCAAGUAUCAUUUAAAAGAUGUGAUUGUUGGAAAGAUUUACUUCCUGCUGGUGCGAAUCAAGAUCAAACACAUGGAGAUAGAUAUCAUCAAGAGAGAAACAACGGGGACUGGACCCAACGUAUAUCAUGAGAAUGACACAAUAGCUAAAUAUGAGAUCAUGGAUGGGGCACCUGUGAGAGGGGAGUCCAUUCCCAUCAGACUCUUUCUGGCUGGCUACGAGCUGACUCCAACGAUGAGGGACAUCAAUAAGAAGUUCUCAGUGCGUUAUUACCUCAAUCUGGUGCUGAUUGAUGAGGAAGAGAGACGCUACUUUAAACAGCAGGAGGUGGUGCUUUGGCGGAAAGGAGACAUCGUGAGGAAGAGCAUGUCCCACCAAGCAGCCAUCGCCUCACAGCGGUUCGAGGGGACGUCCUCGCACACGGAGGCCAAGACCCCCAGCCAGCCUGCAGAGAACAACGGCCGGCAGUGAGAGGCUGCGCAGAGGAAGGCUCCUGCCGAGCCGCUGGGGACGGCAGCGAGGAGGAAGAAAAAAAAAAACACUUCAGAGACUUCAUGAAAAUAAAUACCCGUUUUUGACUUAAUUCCUUUCUUCAAAGGACUCGUAGGAUGGGAAGGGGAGGGGAGGGCAAGGCAAAGCUGGAGCACUGGUGGUGCGGAGUUGAAGGUACCUCAGCACUCCCCAAUUAACGACAUUCCUCUGGGGUCGGCUGCUUUGAGGCACGUGUCCGGAGGCUGCGGAGCUGCCUGAUCUCCUCCUUGCCCCGACACACUGUCAGCGUGGCAGCGGGGAGGGAGAGAGCAAGUGAAGGCCAAAUCCACUGCUUCUUCCCGGCGGUGUGGAGGUUGCUUCGGGGCUGUGUAGGAUGGAUAUUUUUCUUGCCUUUCUGAAAUCUUCACGAGGGAAAAUGACACAGGGAUUAGCUGGAAGGUAGAGGAGGGAGUCAGAGACUGAGGCACGGCCUACUUGAAGUUGCUUAGCGUUAUCCCCUCACUGCCUCCCCUUCCUCUUCAUGCUGGUGUCGGAUUCCUUGUCACAAACAGUUGUGUAAUGUAGUUGACUCAGCCCUGGGACUGCCACGGAGUCACGUGGAGCACGGGCAGCAGGCGUGUUGCUGUGUCCGUGCCGUGGAGCUCCCGACUGCCGGGCUGUGUCCGGGCGGGGAGUGGGGCUGGGAGGAGGGAGUGAGGCGUGUGAGUGCAGCGGGAGGUGACACAGGUUGGGCAGAGCGGUGACAGUCCCAAUGCUGCUGGGUGGGCAAGAAGUGGGGGCAGGAAGGCUCCUGGCCAAAAGCAGCAUCUUCCUAGUCUUAUCCCAACAGCCCAAGCGCCCCUGGGAUUCAGUCUCUCUGGUUGCUGCAUGCAUACAGGUUCCAGUUGCUGCUGCAGAGCAGAGGCAGACAAGCUUUGGGAGGUCUAGAGAAGAGUUUUGGAAGGUGAGAAAUAAAUGGGGACUGUUGUGGGAGCGGGCUUACGCUGCCCUGCUCGUGUCUGUGUCCUUGUGACAGAGCAGGCUUUGUAGUAGGGACAGAGGCAGUAUUGAAACACGUAUGUAUUGGUUUGUUCGCUCCCUCGUACCUGCAGGAUGAGGAUUAAUAAGGACAGAAAGCGGAUGCAAUCAUUUUGAAGAAGCUCACGGCCUGUGUGUGCUGCUCGGUGAAGCCAAGCAGCAGCUGGAAGGUGGUAGAGCUCUCUGAUUCCAGAGACACAAUCCUGAAGCCUGAGCUGAAAUCACCAGUGAGGUCUGAGGCUAUGCCAUGAACUGAGAACCUGAAGGCGGGUUUUUUCUUUUCUAAAAUAAGCUUCUUUUAGUCUUCAGCUAAGUAGAAUCAUGAGAGCGUUCCCAGAAGGGAGUCACUCCUCCAUUGAAAAUUACAUGUGGCUUUGUAGACUUGACUGAGUCUGGAGAAUAUCCAUCCUGUUUAGAUGCCCUUCAAGGAGGCAGGUGGUUAGACCUCCUACCAGAGGGAGAGACGAGCCUGCCCAAAAUGCUGGGAGAUGAGCUCUAGCAAGUGGGAUGUGUCUGGAUUUCCCUAUGAGUUUGUGGCUUGCUAGGGUUUUGACCAGCUUCCUUUUGACUGGAGUGAACGUCCUCUGCCUCUCUCCUACAGCUGAAUGUAGAACAGUUGUCUUGCAGCUGAGAAAUGGAAGUAUCUUCUGCUUUGUUUAGUGGAACAGUGCUGGUGGAGGGAGUGGGGCCUGGGUGGGAAGGGGAGCUUUUUCUGUAAUAAGACAGCUACUGUAUUUCAGUGAUAAAUGUGUGUUUCUGCUUGCCAAAGUAAGUUAUCUUUUACUCACCACGUGUAAGGUUGUGGUUUUAAGUAGAGCUGGACAGUCUCGCUGUGUUGUAGAGGACACUAAUGAUCUCAUCUCUGCUGAAUGCUUGUGUCACACCAUGUUUUCUGCUCUGUAAUAGUGAAGACGUGGCUUGCUUUUCUUUACAUGAGAAGUCUGUGCCAUGGGCUGGAGCCGUGUCUUCCUAAGACUGAAGCAAAAGCUUACUUUAGACAACUCCCUUGUUACGCCAGGGCAAGGGGUGGUAACCUGCUGCUGCGUGGCAGAGGAAUCUGGGUGCUGCUGUUGGCACUCGCUCUACUUCCCGCUCUGUGCAGCGGGAGCUGCCUGUGCCAUGGCCCGUUAGAGACAGGAGCAGCUCCGGUGGGAGCCUCUGGGGAUAGCUGACUCUUUCCACGGCUAGGCUGAGCACAGCAGCACCCUACCUGCCCUCUAGCUUUCCCUUAACUCCCGUCCCACCUACAAUUCUUUUUCCCCUCGCCUAUUCCUGAGUGUAGGCCGUGUGGUAUUAAAGAAACCCCAUGGAUGAUGUUUCUGCAUUCAGUUCGUUUACUGGCCGAACAGCAUCAGUACUGGGUGUAAGAUAAUUGUCUGACAAGACAGUGAGAUUUCUAUUAAACAUCCAUUCAUCACUUCUGGAAGGUUUACUUGGAAAAGGUGCAUGAGCCUAUACGUUGGGUCAGGUUUGUUUGUUCUUUUUUUUUUUUCUACUUUGUGCCCUUCUUACCUGUGUCCCUACUUGUGGAAUUUAGAAAUUUUUACUUCAUCUAAACGGACCGUUCAACCUGUUACCCACUAGGCCCUCUGUUUGUCUGGGGUGGAGCAGAUGUGCGGAGCAUCUUUUAGAGAGAAGUUGAAGCAUAAAGUCACUCCAGGACAAGGUACUUUAGAAAAGCAUUUCAUUAGCAUGGUGAGGGGCAGCUGCCACUUGAGCAGUCGUGUUCCCCUGAGCUGGGUGGUUCUGUUCAGUACUCGGGUCAUUCCCUCUCUCCCAGGCAGAGUCAGGCAGGGGGGAGUGUGCCAGUACUAAACCAAGCAGUGCAACCUGUAAUUAAGCCUCUGCUGUGUUUACAUGUUUCUUAAUUCGUCGUCUUUUCAAUGGCUGUAUUUUAAAACUUGGGUUUUUUGUCUCUCCAAUUAAAAAGAGCCAGCCCUGGCUGUCAAAUGCUGUGCA